This is a messenger RNA of Juglans microcarpa x Juglans regia, 967 nucleotides long. Its product is annotated as F-box protein At5g67140. The record is from RefSeq and is a predicted model, not a curated record. Gene Ontology annotation, biological process: SCF-dependent proteasomal ubiquitin-dependent protein catabolic process. Gene Ontology annotation, cellular component: SCF ubiquitin ligase complex. Gene Ontology annotation, molecular function: protein binding. NCBI's taxonomy places the organism in Eukaryota, Viridiplantae, Streptophyta, Magnoliopsida, Fagales, Juglandaceae.
CAUGGGGAAGAGGCAGAGAUUGAUCGGUUGCCCAUGGACCUGCUGGCUCAUAUAUUCGUUUUCGUCUCUUCCUUCACUGAUUUGGCUCAGGCAAGAAGUGUGUGCAAGAAAUGGAAACGGGGAGUGAAGCGGUCUUUGGCUCGGAGGGAGUCUCUGAGUUUUGCUGGUUGCAAGAUGGAUGAUGAAACCAUCGCCCGUCUCGUUCGCCAUGCCUACAGCCUCAAAGACAUUGACAUUUCAAAGAGCCGUUGGGGUUGCCAAAUCACGGAUAAAGGACUUUACAGAAUAUCUUUGGCCAAGUGUGUCAGCAAACUGACAUCCAUAUCUUUAUGUAUGACAGGGGUCACGGACAAAGGUGUUGUUCAAUUGAUGUCCAGAACUAAUUCCUUGCAACACCUGAAUAUUGGUGGUACAUUUAUCACAGAUGAAUCUUUAUUUGCCAUUGCAGAUAACUGUCCACAUUUAAAGACUGUAGUUCUGUGGAGCUGCCGUCAUGUGACUGAGAAUGGGCUUCUUGUUCUUGUAAAUAAAUGUCGGAAGCUUGAAUCUAUCAAUGUAUGGGGAACCAGAGUUCCGGUCGGCUGCUUCAUGGUUUUGCUUACUAUUCGUCCAGGUCUUAUGAUAAAAAUAUAAGAGGGUUGCUCUGAAACACUUCUCUGUGGCCCCGCUGCAUAAGUUAUCUUACGGUUGCUUUCUCAAUUGUUGUGUACAGAUUGUUUUUUUUUUUCUUUUUCUGUAUAUCCAUCUCAAGGUGAGUUUAUCAGCACAAUGAAACUACAAUAAUACCAUUAAAUUCUGCUUCCAUGAAUUAAAAUUCAAAGGUCUGAUUUUACUUUCACUAUUUCUAAAUCAAUCUUGUGCACCCUUCGGGUAUUAUAUGUUGUUAUGGGUUUGAGUCAUGAAUAUUCAACUAUAUUCAGAACUUCCAAAAUGUAUGGAAAUAAUAAAUAUCUUGAAUAUAAGUUCA